Messenger RNA from Trichogramma pretiosum, 3211 nucleotides. Its product is annotated as neurotrophin receptor-interacting factor homolog. Gene Ontology annotation, cellular component: nucleus. The transcript is spliced from 2 exons. Gene Ontology annotation, molecular function: RNA polymerase II transcription regulatory region sequence-specific DNA binding; DNA-binding transcription factor activity, RNA polymerase II-specific. The record is from RefSeq and is a predicted model, not a curated record. Bases 185 to 2743 code for a protein of 852 amino acids. Lineage: Eukaryota; Metazoa; Arthropoda; Insecta; Hymenoptera; Trichogrammatidae. Gene Ontology annotation, biological process: regulation of transcription by RNA polymerase II.
GGCUCACCCGAUAAAGUCUGACAAAUUAUUGGUUGCUAUUGUGAAUCAUACAAAUUGUAAGACGGCAUAGUGUUAUAAAGUGUUAUAAAGUGUAAAUGCUACAAAAUUUUGUAGUUUUUUUUUUGAGAAAUAAGUUUAACAGUGUCAUUUUUGUGUGCUUUUAUUUUAUUCUCACGACGCUUUAAUGGAUCACUACCAGCAAACUUAUUCAUUUUGUAUGUACUGCUUAGAAAUGUUUCCAUCUGAUGCUAUCGAGCAUCAUAUGCACAACGACUGCGCGGGGUACAGGUUGGCAAUGGAAACAAACAUACUGCCCGUUUGGAUUCCUUCCCAGGUCAAUAACAUUGAAAAUCCGACACCACAUGGUGUAAGUUUAGGUACUGAAUCGAAUUUUGAAGAAGGACAAAAUGAAAAUGUUAGUUACAUACAAAACAUUAUCAUGGACAGCCAUCAGCCAUCGAAUGACGAUGUGUCAAGCACUGAACCAACUAGUGAAGAACCACAAAAUGAAAACGACACUUAUCCACAAGAAAAUAUCAUGGACUGCGAUCAGCCAUCGAAUGACGAUGUUUCAAGCACUGAACAGAAUUAUGAAGAGCCACAAAAUGAAAAUGACACUUAUUCACAAGAAAAUAUCAUAGAGUGUUAUCAACCAUCGUGCAUUGGAGGUUUAAGUCCUGGACCGAAUAGAGAAGAACCACAAAAUGAAAACGUCACUUAUCCGCAAAAAAAUAUGGACUUCCAUCAGCCAUCGAAUGACGAUGUUUCAAGCACUGAACCGAAUAGUGAAGAACCACAAAAUGAACAUGAAGCAUAUCCGCAAGACAAUAUUACGAACUUCCAUCAGAUACCACAUGGCGUAAGUUUCAUUACUGGAUCGAAUUUUGAUGAACCACAAUAUCAAAAUGUUAUUUACCUACAAAACAUUAUAAUGGACUGCUAUCAGCCAUCAUACAGUAGAGGGUUGAGCACUGAACCGACUAGUGAAGAACCGCAAAAUCAAAACGACACUUAUCAACAAGAAAAUAUCAUGGACUGCCAUCAGCCACCCAAUGACGAUGUUUCGAGCACUGUAACGAAUAGUGAAGAACCAGAAAAUGAAAUCGUCACUUACCCACAUGUAAAUAUCAUGGACUGCGAUCAGCCAUCGAAUGACGAUGUUUCAAGCACUGAACCGAAUUAUGAAGAACCACAAAAUGAAAAUGACACUUAUUCACAAGAAAAUAUCUUCGACUGCAAUCAACCAUCGUGCAGUGGAGGUUUAAGCCCUGAAUCGAAUAGUGAAGAACCACAAAAUGAAAUCGAAACAUAUUCGCAAGACAAUAUUACGAACUUCCAUCAGACGCCACAUAGCGUAAGAUUAAUUACUGGAUCAAAUUUUGAAGAACCACAAAAUGAAAAAAUUUUUUUCAUACAAAACCUUAUCAUGGACUGCUAUCAGCCAUCGUACAGUGAAGGUUUAAGCACUGAACCAACAAGUGAAGAACCACAAAAUGAAAAUGAAAACGUCACUUAUCCACAAGAAAAUAUCAUGGACUGCCUUCAACCAUCGAAUGACGAUGUUUCAAGUACUGAACCGAUUUAUGAAGAACCACAAAAUGAAAAUGACACUUAUUCACAAGAAAAUAUCAUAGACUGUCAUCAACCAUCAUGCAGUGGAGGAUUAAGCACUGAACCGACUAGUGAAGAACCACAAAAUAAAAACGAAAUUUAUCCGCAAGACGAUAUUACGAACUUUUAUCGGACAUCGAUUGACGACGUUUCAAGCACCGAAUCGAAUAGUGAAGAUUCACAAGAUGAAAAUGAUCUUUACAUACAAAACAUUAUCAUGGACUGCUAUCAGCCAUCGUACUGUGGAGGUUUAAGCACUGAACCAACUAGUGAAGAACCACAAAAUGAAAACGAUACUUAUCCACAAGACAAUAUCGUCGACUUCAAUCAGCCAUCGUGCAGUGGUGGUUUAAGCACUGAACCGACUAGUGAAGAACCACAAGAGGAAAUGGACGGCAAUUACGUUUGCAACGAUUGCAGUAAUAGAUACGGUAAAAAAUGCUGUCUGAUCUGGCACAUCCAAACAUCUCAUCUGGCUCAUUAUCUGAGGCUUUUUAGUUGUGACGAACACCAGUUGUUAUUCAUCAAUGAAAGAUCUUUGAGGAAACACGCGAAAACAGAUCACAGGAAAAGAAAAAACAACAUGGACAAAAAUCCGCCCGCACAAACGAGUCGUAUGGUUCCCAAAGGUUUUCCAUGCAAUAUGUGCGAAAGUAGGUUUAAUGAUAAAAAAGGAUUGAGGGAUCACGUCUAUUAUGUUCAUAAUUCAAUAAAGUAUACUUGUGCAUUGUGUUGGAAGAAAUGUAAAAAAAGUUCUGCUUUAAAUCUUCAUCUUAAAGAAGUUCAUUCAAAAGAAAAAUUUUUCAUAUGCGAAGUAGAAAAUUGCUGGCAAACUUUCUCGACAGAAUAUCGAUUGAAGCGCCAUUUUAUACUAGUUCAUGCACCAAAAAACCACGAGUGCAAUGAAUGCAAAGCAGCGUUCCGGACAAGCUUUAAAUUAGCCAAACAUCGUGAAGCAGUUCACAGAGAACAAGACCACGUGUGUGACGUAUGCGGAAAAAAGUUCACGACAGAUCGUCGAAUGAAACAACAUCGCAGUAGAUGUCACGUACACGAAUGCAGCGUGUGCGGAAACGUCUUCACGGAGAUUGGCUCUUGGAGGCUUCAUCAGCUGACUCACGCACGGCAAUAAGACCGAAUCGCGACAAUUGCAUGAAAACGUUCUAUUUCAAGGAGAGCUUGGCGUAUCAUUGUAAAAAAUUCCACUCGCGAUCGUUCAAAUGCGACAAUUGUGAUGAAAAAUUUUGGCAGCAUGGACUUAUCAUCUCACAUGAAAGAGUUUCACAAAAGAUAAAAAAAUAUAGCAUCGAUGUCACAAACAAUAAAAAAAUCAGGGUUCAGAAUGUAUCGAAAGUCAGUUCACAAAUGACGCAAACACUUAAAUACGUGUGAUAAGCAUAGUUAAGGGGGAGGGGAGGGGGGCAUCUUGCAUUUGUAAAGCAACUUGAUGAAAAUCAUCGUUCAUUAAGUGCUGGACCUGUCUGAUGUGUCUGAAAAGCAUGAAUGUAUAUGUCGUCUGUCAAAAUGAAAUAAAAAAAAUUGUUACAUAUAAUAUCAAUCAGUAGGUUAUCGUAUAAAUUAUGUAUGUAUUAUCGCAACA